Messenger RNA from Cladophialophora carrionii CBS 160.54, 1767 nucleotides. RefSeq lists its product as uncharacterized. Gene Ontology annotation, molecular function: antiporter activity. The record is from RefSeq and is a predicted model, not a curated record. NCBI's taxonomy places the organism in Eukaryota, Fungi, Ascomycota, Eurotiomycetes, Chaetothyriales, Herpotrichiellaceae. The transcript has a single exon. Gene Ontology annotation, cellular component: membrane. Gene Ontology annotation, biological process: proton transmembrane transport. Bases 1 to 1767 code for a protein of 588 amino acids.
AUGUCAGAUGCCGCUCUGGCAUACCAUGAGCCCGAUAUUGUCACGAUCCUGAAACAGUCAUCCUUUCUGCUGGUCCUGAACAUUCUGGGUUUCAUCCUCGACCAUGUUUUCUAUUGUGGACUUGUAGGACAAGUUCUCAUAGGUAUGGCCUGGGGUGCGCCCGGCGCGAAGAUUUUACCACAGCCGUUCCAAGAAACAGUGACUCAAUUGGGAUACCUGGGUCUCAUUAUGAUCGUCUUCGAGGGAGGUCUUGCAGCCUCGGCCAGAUCCCUUGGGAGGUCCGUGCUGCUGUCAAUUUCUGUGGCGCUGACCGGCAUCGCAGUACCAAUGGCACUGUCGUUUUCUCUAAUGGGCAUCUCGAAAGCUACAAGACUGCAAAGUUUCGCGGCUGGUGCUGCUCUUUGUUCAACAAGUCUCGGCACCACCUUCAGCCUGCUCAAGACGACUGGUCUCACCACUAGCCGGUUGGGCACUGUCUUGACCAGUGCUGCUAUGCUGGAUGAUGUUGUCGGACUGGCUCUCGUUGAGGUCAUUUCGAGUCUAGGGACCGGCCGCGCUUCCCUUGCUGCCACAACAGUCAUACGGCCGGUUCUUGUGUCUCUUGCAUUUGCCAUCGUCUUACCAGUCGGUUGCAGGGUCCUUUUGAAGCCAGUGAUACUUCGGUCUUCCACCGCAUUAAGUCAGGCCGCCACGAGAUCUAGAUUUGACAGCUUAGGCUUCUCAUUGCAGCUCCGUUUCAUUUUCUCGACAGCCCUUCUGUUGGCUUUAGUUACCUCAGCGAGCUAUGCGGGCGCAUCAAACUUGUUCGCAGCGUAUCUGGCAGGAGCUAUGUCUUCGUGGGUGGACGAGGUUCGCGCUCAGGCCUGUGCCUCUCAUUCCGGUGACAUCGCUCACACUGAAGCAGAAGGCAGAGAAGGGAAAACAACCAUUACCACUGGCACUGGAGAAGGAGCCACCACCCCAGCUCAGGCAGCGAGUCACAACCCAGGGCUGUUUGAUGACACGACGGCACAGAUAGACCCAACGCUGCCGCAACAGCCCUCCAAGUCGUCUUGCGGGCUCAGGCCACCUCCCAACAACCAAGCGCAGUCCACGACCGUGCCAGCUGAUUUGCGCAGGAACCUGGACACAGAGAGUCGCACCAUGGAAAUGUAUAAGACAUACUAUGCUCCAGCCGUCGAUCGCGUAUUGAAGCCUUUCUUCUUCGCUUCAAUCGGCUUCUCUAUUCCAAUAUCGAAGAUGUUUCAAGGUCCCAUAAUCUGGCGAGGGUUAGUUUACGCAGGACUGAUGGCUAUUGGCAAGCUCUGUUGCGGACUAUGGCUCGUACGCUUCACGACACUUUCGUCUGGAUCACCGAAAACUGGCCCACGCGCCGUGGCCUCUCCGUCAGGACCCAUGGCCCCGAAGUCCAAGCAGAAGAAGACUCUUCUGCACAGACCCCUCCCACAACCAAGAUCUCUUUAUCCAGCAUCUAUCCUCGGCUGCGCAAUGGUGGCUCGAGGCGAAAUAGGCUUCCUCAUCUCCGCGCUCGCAGCGACCAACGGUAUCUUCACAAGCCAUGAUUCGACUACACAUGGAGAAGACGGCAGCGACUUGACUUCUGAGUUAUACCUGAUCGUCACGUGGGCGAUUCUUCUAUGCACUAUUGUUGGACCUUUAUCCCUAGGUUUCCUUGCAAGGAGAGUCAAGAGGCUCCAUCAUGAGAGAAAUCAGGGUGGCGAGCACGGAACGAACGAGGAUCCGUUGGGUAUCUGGGGCAUGAAGUAG